Kwoniella mangroviensis CBS 8507 is the source of this 390-nucleotide messenger RNA. RefSeq lists its product as uncharacterized. Lineage: Eukaryota; Fungi; Basidiomycota; Tremellomycetes; Tremellales; Cryptococcaceae. The record is from RefSeq and is a predicted model, not a curated record. The transcript has a single exon. Bases 1 to 390 code for a protein of 129 amino acids.
AUGUCCAGCUCUCAAAGUAGUUCAGACGAUAAGACCAUCCUGGUCCCUAUCGACUGUAGAUUCGACGAUACUACAGAAUUCAAGACAUGCAACUGCGUGAUCACCCGUGAUAACGCCCAAGAUAGCACCGACCAAAAUUCCUUCCCCUGCCUUCUAUCCAAGGUAGCUGGGCAAUCCGGUAAUCUUCAACAUGUCUUCUACCCUGAGGGACUGACAAAGAUUACCGCUGAUCAUUCCUGUUUCUCCGGAAGUGUUCUCGACUACAUCAAACAAGGUCGGGAGGACAGACCGAAUUCCGCUUUCGAGUUGGUACUUAUCUCUACUAACAACAAUAAUCGAUUUGCAACGAGUUCAGUGGAUAGAAGUAAUUUCUGGUUCAGAGUCGAGUAA